AAGGCGCUUAUAGCGUUCAGGAAGUUAACCCGCUGCCACAGAAGCGAUCCUGGCAGGAAGGAGAGAUCGGUGUCCUUGGUUUGCGUGCCAGGGACCUACCACAAAACCAAGAAGACAUACGAUUGGCUAAACGCAUGGUAAUCAAGACGGGUUUUUUUGUCGACGAUGCGCUGUCAUUCACUCGAUGUUUGCUCGCAGAAAGCACAGGAUUGUAAAGUGAAUCUGCCACCGGCUCCAAAACGCGCUACCUUGGCGUUCCAGCAACGGCAGUUCAAGAAACUCAUCACUCCGUUUCGUUCACCCUUGAUCCCGAACAAGGACGAAAAUACACCAUCGGAGGAUCUUUUAAGGUCCAGGAGUCCUCCAUCGAUUCUUCCAACACUACCACCAACUCUGAAAAUGCCUCUUACACCUAAGAAAUAUCAUCAUGUCCAUGCAGCUCCGUCCGUUACACCAGCUAAGACCAGAGUUCGCACACUCAAAGCGGCGUCACAAUUUAAAUCUCCAUUAAGCUCCUCUGCUUCAUCAUCGUCCGGAAGAGGAUCAUCGAUUCGACUGACGCCUACAGUCCAGUCCCUAGAACGCAAAUUGCAACUUCUUAAACGCGCGGUCAAAGUGAAAGAGGACGACGAGGAAAAGACGCUCGUCGGACUCAUCAACAAAUGGACAGAGGCAGGACGGGAGGUCGCAUAUGAGCUUUGGGAUUUGGUGAAAGAUUCUGUUAAUAAGGGGGAUGGUUUGGGUUGGGACGGAGGCGAGAGGAAGAUGGGCUCACGAGACUCGAACUGGGGUUGGGACUCCCCUGGCAUCAAACGUGAAGGCUAUCCGGAGAACGAGAUGGACACUGUUACGGAUAAUCCCUUGGACGGAGGCUAUACCAACAAGAUCGUUUCAGAAGAUGACGAACACGCACGGAAUACCAUGGGUACGAUGCUCCGACGGCUUGGAAUCGCUAUAGAGACAUUAGGAUGGGAUGAAGAUGCAGAGGUUUUCUUCGAUUAAAGCUAUGUUCAUUCAGGUUUGUGCUAUUCUACAUCCAGGUUAUGGUAAGUUGGGAUAUGAAAGUCUCAAUUGCCUAUCGUCUUAUUCUUCGAUAUUCCUUAACGCCUCUUCAACAAUUACUUC
Molecule: messenger RNA, 1125 nt
Organism: Suillus bovinus
Lineage: Eukaryota; Fungi; Basidiomycota; Agaricomycetes; Boletales; Suillaceae
Exons: 2
Coding region: 166-1002 (278 amino acids)
Source: RefSeq, a predicted model, not a curated record